AUGUCGGGAUUCGAGGCGCUGGGAAUGGCCUGUGCCAUAUUCCAGACCAUCAGCUUUGCCCACGAAACCACACGCUUCUGCAUGGAUGUAUACCGCGGCCAGAAAUCACCAGAUUCUACCCUCGAAGAGAAUGCACUUGCCAUGAAACAGGCCGCUGGCCAAGUGAAAGCAUCUUGUUGCGUAGCAGCUACACCAGAGGAGAAGUGUCUGGUUGAUAUAGCCGAAAAAUGCAUCAUCGCCGCAUCAAGGAUUUCUGAUGAGGUGCAAAAGAUCACCAGACUCCACAAGAAAGGUGACCUCAUCGCAGCUGUACGAAGUGGAUUGAGAUCUUGGCGGAAGAGAUCUCAGAUGAAUGAUCUCGAUAACAGUUCACGUCGCUAUACGGAUACUAUGCAGACCCUGUUGAUCAGUCGCGUUUGCGACCAGGGCAAAGCUUCUGAGCUGAAACAAUGUCGAGACUUUCACAACCUCGAUCAGAAACUUCAAGCAUUCAUUUCAUGUAUUAGAGACGGCUACACAAAAAUCGAAGACCUCUUGAGAGUUGAGGGUACAAGGACUCGAGACCACGUCACCGACGAAGCUACCAGAACUGUGGACUCUGUCACCGCUUACGUGGCGAAGCAGGAACAGGACCAGGAGACAAGAGAUGCCAUCUUUAAGAAACGCCAGCGUUUUCUCAACAGCUUCAGAUUUGACGAGAUAAAUCAACGAAAGAGCGAUAUAACCGACCCUGAAGAUGCUAUCUUUAAUCGGAUAUUUCAGUCGUUUGAGAACACAGCCAAGGGCAACAAAACUACUGUCCCUACUGAUUCGGAUAUCCGUUUGGAAGAAAUUGAUACGGUAUGGCACAGACUUACUGACUGGCUGAAGUCAGACGAGUACCUCUUUUGGAUCCAGGGCAAGCCAGGUGCAGGCAAAAGCACCCUCAUCAAAUUCAUUACGAGCCAAACUGCCACCCAAACACUGCUGGAUUAA
Messenger RNA from Fusarium sp. VM40, 975 nucleotides. The record is from the annotation of a GenBank genome assembly. Lineage: Eukaryota; Fungi; Ascomycota; Sordariomycetes; Hypocreales; Nectriaceae.